Molecule: messenger RNA, 1162 nt
Organism: Varanus komodoensis (Komodo dragon)
Lineage: Eukaryota; Metazoa; Chordata; Lepidosauria; Squamata; Varanidae
Gene: RNASEH2A
Product: ribonuclease H2 subunit A
Exons: 8
Coding region: 17-919 (300 amino acids)
Biological process (GO): DNA replication, removal of RNA primer; mismatch repair
Cellular component (GO): ribonuclease H2 complex
Molecular function (GO): RNA-DNA hybrid ribonuclease activity; RNA binding
Source: RefSeq, a predicted model, not a curated record
CAGAGCGCGCGCGAAGAUGGAUUUGAGCGCCUACGAAAGAGACAAUUCAGUGAAUUGUUUGUUGGCCUCAGAAGUGCCUGCCAUUUGCCGGACCGAGCCCUGCAGCCUGGGAAUCGAUGAGGCGGGCAGGGGUCCAGUGUUGGGUCCCAUGGUCUAUGGAAUCUGUUACUGUCCUGUGGUCCGGCAGGGCGAUCUAGAAACAAUGAAGGUAGCAGAUUCCAAGACUCUGACAGAAAUUCAGCGGGAAGAACUCUUUGAGAAACUGGAUGAUGCCAAGGAUUCUGUAGGCUGGGCCCUUCACAUCCUCUCACCUAACUUCAUCUCUAAUAGCAUGCAGAGGCGAGCAAAGUACAAUCUGAAUGCACUUUCACAUGACACAGCCAUUGGCCUCAUCCAGCAUGCACUAGACUCUGGAGUACAGGUUUCAGAGGUCUUUGUUGACACAGUGGGACCAGCGGACAAGUACCAAGAGAAACUAAAGCAACAUUUCCCUGAGCUGGAGGUUACAGUGAAGCCCAAAGCAGACUCCCUCUUCCCUGUUGUCAGUGCAGCAAGCAUCUGUGCCAAGGUAGCAAGGGACCGGGUGGUAAAGAACUGGAAGUUUGUGGAAGAUCUGGAAGAUGUGAACAUGGAUUAUGGCUCUGGCUAUCCCAAUGAUCCCAAGACAAAGGAGUGGCUCACACAGAAUCUGGACCCUGUCUUUGGCUUCCCGCAAUUUGUACGUUUCAGCUGGAGCACAGCUCAGACCAUCCUGGAGAGCAAAGCUGUGCCUGUUUGUUGGGCUGAUACUGAAGAUGACCCAUCGCAGAAAAGUGCCCAGUUCCUGCUGAGCUACUUUGCUCGGAAAGACACCCCCAACAAACGCCCUUCUCACCGUUUCUUUUAUGAACGCAAACUUGAGACGGUGACUAGCCUGUGAGGAAGCGGGAGAUCAUGGCUUUAUUGGAGGAAUCAUCACCUUGCUUUGAUGUCACAGGAAACUUCACAUUUGUGUUUUAAUUGGAGGUUGUAAAUUCUUUGCAGCUGUGACUCAAAAAUGAACAUGGGAGCAGAAGCAUAAAAAACAGGUGCAGGACCUGUUGCAGAAAGCCCCCUUUGGCAGCCUUGUACUUCAGUGGUCUGCUUCUUUUUAUUUAAUAAACUGAAAAUGGAAAAUAACCAA